Molecule: messenger RNA, 7413 nt
Organism: Triplophysa dalaica
Lineage: Eukaryota; Metazoa; Chordata; Actinopteri; Cypriniformes; Nemacheilidae
Product: mucin-2-like
Exons: 8
Coding region: 1-7413 (2470 amino acids)
Source: RefSeq, a predicted model, not a curated record
AUGCCAGUUGCCACCACAACCUCAAGUCCCACCACCACGUCAAGCCUCACCACAACACUAAGCCCCACCUCAACAUCGAGCCCCACCACAACCUCAAGUCCAGCAACAACUUCAAGCCCCACCAAAACAUCAAGUCCCACCACCAAGUCUGGCCCCACCACCACAUCAGGAUCCAUCACAACCUCAAGUCCCAGCACAACCUCAACUCCCAGCACAACUUCAAGCCCCACCACGACCUCAAGCCCCAGCACCACCUUAAGACCAACCACAACAAUUAGACCCACCUCAACAUUAAGCACUGCAACAACUGCCAGCCGCACCACCACAUCAAACCCGACCACACCCUCAAAUCACACCACAACCUCAAAUCCCAUUGUCACCUCAGACCCCCCCACAACAACCUCAAGCCGCACAACAACGCAAAGCCCCGCCACCACAGCAUCAAGCCCCACCACCACAAAAUCCAGCCCCACCACCACGUCAGGUGCCACCAUCUCAACCUCAAGUCCCACCACAACGUCAAGUCCCACCACAGCAUCAAGCCUCACCACGGCAACAUCAAGCCCAACCACCACGUUAGGCGCCACCAUCUCAACCUCAAGUCCCACCACCACCUCAGGGCCCACCACAGCAUCAAGCCUCACCACGACAACAUCAAGCCCCAACACCACGUCAGGCGCCACCAUCUCAACCUCAAGUCAAACCACCACCACCUCAGGGCCCACCAAAACGAUUAGGCCCAUUUCAACACUAAGCAUUGCUACAACUUCAGGUCUCACCACAAGAUCAAGCCCCACCACCACAACCUCAAGUCGCACCACCACAACAUCAAGCCCCACCACCACUUCAAGCAACACCACUACAAUAAACCCAACCACAACCUCGAGCUCAACCACAUCAGGACCCACCACAACAUCAAGCCCCACCACAACGUCUGGCCCCAUAUCCACAUCGGCCGCCAGCACAACCUCAAGCCCCAACACAACAUCAAGCCCCAUAACUUCAAGUCUCACCAUCACUUCAGGCCCCUACACAACAUUAAGUCUCACCACCUCAACAUCAAGUCACACCACAACCUCAACGCCCAGCACAACUUCAAUACCCACCACGACCUCAAGCCCUACCACCAUACCAAGCCCCACCACAACGCUAAGGCCCACCUCAACAUUAAGCAUUGCAAUAACUUCAAGCCCCACCACCACAUCAAACUCGACCACAACCUCAAAGCCCACCACCACCUCAGACCCCCCCACCACAACCUCAAGCCCCACCACAACGCAAAGCCCAACCUCAACAUCAAGCCCCACCACAACGCAAAGACCCACCUCAACAUCAAUCCCCACCACCACAACAUCAAGCCCCACCACCACAUCAAGCCCCACCACCACAUCAGGCGCUACUAGAACCUCAAGUCCAACCACCACAACAUCAAGUCCCACCACUACAACCUCAAGUCCCACCACCUCUUCAGGCCCCACCACAACCUCAACUCCCACCACAACCUCAAGUCCCACCACCACGUCAGGACCCACCACAACUUCAGUUCCCAUCACAAUGUCUGGCCCAACAACCACGUCGGACACCACCACAACCUCAAGUCUCACCACCACCACAUCAAGCCCCACCACCACAACAUCAAGCCCCACCACCACAACAUCCAGCCCCACCACCACGUCAGGCGCCACCACCACGUCAGGCGCCACCACAACCUCAAGUCCCACCACCACAACCUCAAGUCCCACCACCACAACCUCAAGUCCCACCACCACAACUUCAAGUCCCCCCACCACAACCUCAAGUCCCACCACCACAACUUCAAGUCCCACAACAACAACCUCAAGUCCCACCACCACAACAACAAGUCCCACCACAGCAACCUCAAGUCCCACCACCACAACAACAAGCCCCACUACCACAACACCAAGAUGUACGAGCCCCACCACAACCUCAAGCCCCUCCACGACAACAUCAAGUCCCACCACCACAACCUCAAGUCCCACCACCUCAUCAGGCCCCACCACAACAUUAAGUCCCACCACCUCAACAUCAAGCCCCACCACAACCUCAAUUCCCAGCACAACAUCAAGCCCCACCACAACCUCAACUCCCACCUCAAGUCCCACCACCACGUCAGGACCCACCACAACAUCAGUUCCAUUCACAACGUCUGGCCCCACAACCACGUCGGACGCCACCACAACCUCAAGUCUCACCACCACAACAUCAAGCCCCACCACCACAACAUCAAGCCCAACCACCACAACCUCAAGUCCCACCACCACAACCUCAAUUCCCACCACAACAACCUCAAGUCCCACAACAACCACAAGUCCCACAACGACCUCUAGCCCCUCCACUACAACCUCAAGUCCCACUACCUCUUCAGGCCCCACCACAACAUUAAGAACCACCACCUCAACAUCCAGCCCCACCACAACCUCAACUCCCACCACAACCUCAAGUCCCACCACCACGUCAGGACCCACCACAACUUCAGUUCCCAUCACAACGUCUGGCCCCACAACCACGUCGGACACCACCACAACCUCAAGUCUCACCAACACAACAUCAAGCCCCACCACCACAACAUCAAGCCCAACCACCACAACAACAAGUCCCACAACCACAACCUCAAGUCCCACAACAACCACAAGUCCCACAACCACAACCUCAAGUCCCACCACCACAACCUCAAGUCCCACAACCACAACCGCAAGUCCCACCACAACAUCAAGCCCCACCACAACAUCAGGCGCUACUAGAACCUCAAGUCCCACCACCACAAUAUCAAGUCCCACCACUACAACCUCAAGUCCCACCACCUCUUCAGGCCCCACCACAACCUCAACUCCCACCACAACCUCAACUCCCACCACAACCUCAAGUCCCACCACCACAACCUCAAGUCCCACCACCACAUCAAGCCCCACCACCACAUCAGGCGCUACUAGAGCCACAAGUCCCACCACCACAACAUCAAGCCCCACCACAACCUCAACUCCCAGCACAACAUCAAGCCCCACCACAACCUCAACUCCCACCACAACCUCAAGUCCCACCACCACAACCUCAAGUCCCACCACCACAACCUCAAGUCCCACCACCACAACCUCAAGUCCCACCACCACAACUUCAAGUCCCACCACAACAACCUCAAGUCCCACCACCACAACAACAAGUCCCACCACAACAACCUCAAGUCCCACCACCACAACAACAAGCCCCACCACCACAACACCAAGCCCCACCAUCACAACCAGAAGUCCCACCAAAAUGUCAAGCCACACAAAAUCAAGUUCAGAGGAGGAUUCUACUGGCGAAUCACAAGAAAAAAGCACUAAAACCCAUGCUCCACCUUCUUGUUCAAAUUCCAAUUCAAAGUCAAAGGAUCCAAAAUGUACGAGCCCCACCACAACCUCAAGCCCCUCCACGACAACAUCAAGUCCCACCACCACAACCUCAAGUCCCACCACCUCAUCAGGCCCCACCACAACAUUAAGUCCCACCACCUCAACAUCAAGCCCCACCACAACCUCAACUCCCAGCACAACAUCAAGCCCCACCACAACCUCAACUCCCACCUCAAGUCCCACCACCACGUCAAGACCCACCACAACAUCAGUUCCAUUCACAACGUCUGGCCCCACAACCACGUCGGACGCCACCACAACCUCAAGUCUCACCACCACAACAUCAAGCCCCACCACCACAACAUCAAGCCCAACCACCACAACCUCAAGUCCCACCACCACAACCUCAAUUCCCACCACAACAACCUCAAGUCCCACAACAACCACAAGUCCCACAACGACCUCUAGCCCCUCCACUACAACCUCAAGUCCCACUACCUCUUCAGGCCCCACCACAACAUUAAGAACCACCACCUCAACAUCAAGCCCCACCAUAACCUCAACUCCCACCACAACCUCAAGUCCCACCACCACGUCAGGACCCACCACAACUUCAGUUCCCAUCACAACGUCUGGCCCCACAACCACGUCGGACACCACCACAACCUCAAGUCUCACCAACACAACAUCAAGCCCCACCACCACAACAUCAAGCCCAACCACCACAACAACAAGCCCCACCACCACAACAUCCAGCCCCACCACCACGUCAGGCGCCACCACCAUGUCAGGCGCCACCACAACCUCAAGUCCCACCACCACAACCUCAAGUCCCACCACCACAACCUCAAGUCCCACCACAACCUCAAGUCCCACCACCACAACCUCAAGUCCCACAACCACAACCUCAAGUCCCACCACCACAACUUCAAGUCCCACCACAACCACUACAACCUCAAGUCCCACCACCUCUUCAGGCCCCACCACAACCUCAACUCCCACCACAACCUCAACUCCCACCACAACCUCAAGUCCCACCACCACAACCUCAAGUCCCACCACCACAUCAAGCCCCACCACCACAUCAGGCGCUACUAGAGCCACAAAAACCCAUGCUCCACCUUCUUGUUCAAAUUCCAAUUCAAAGUCAAAGGAUCCAAAAUGUACGAGCCACACCACAACCUCAAGCCCCUCCACGACAACAUCAAGUCCCACCACCACAACCUCAAGUCCCACCACCUCAUCAGGCCCCACCACAAAAUUAAGUCCCACCACUUCAACAUCAAGCCCCAACACAACCUCAACUCCCAGCACAACAUCAAGCCCCACCACCACAACAUCAAGCCCCACCACCACAACAUCAAGCCCCACCACCACAACCUCAAGUCCCACCACCACAACCUCAAGUCCCACCACCACAACUUCAAGUCCCACCACAACAACCUCAAGUCCCACCACCACAACAACAAGUCCCACCACAACAACCUCAAGUCCCACCACAACAACCUCAAGUCCCACCACCACAACAACAAGCCCCACCACCACAACAACAAGUCCCACCACAACAACCUCAAGUCCCACCACCACAACAUCAAGCCCCACCACCACAACCUCAAGUCCCACCACCACAACCUCAAGUCCAACCACAACUUCAAGUCCCACCACCACGUCAGGACCCACCACAACAUCAGUUCCCAUCACAACGUCUGGCCCCACAACGACGUCGGACUCCACCACAACCUCAAGUCUCACCACCACAACAUCAAGCCCCACCACCACAACAUCAAGCCUCACCACCACAACAUCAAGCCCAACCACCACAACCUCAGGUCCCACCACCACAACCUCAAUUCCCACCACAACAACCUCAAGUCCCACAACAACCACAAGUCCCACAACGACCUCUAGCCCCUCCACUACAACCUCAAGUCCCACUACCUCUUCAGGCCCCACCACAACAUUAAGAACCACCACCUCAACAUCAAGCCCCAUCACAACCUCAACUCCCAGCACAACAUCAAGCCCCACCACCACAACAUCAAGCCCAACCACCACAACAUCAAGCCCCACCACCACAACCUCAACUCCCACCACAACCUCAAGUCCCACCACCAAGUCAGGACCCACCACAACUUCAGUUCCCAUCACAACGUCUGGCCCCACAACCACGUCGGACACCACCACAACCUCAAGUCUCACCACCACAACAUCAAGCCUCACAACCACAACAUCAAGCCCAACCACCACAACAUCAAGCCCCACCACCACAACCUCAAGUCCCACCACCACAACCUCAAGUCCCACCACCACAACUUCAAGUCCCACCACAACAACCUCAAGUCCCACCACCACAACAACAAGUCCCACCACAACAACCUCAAGUCCCACCACCUCAACAUCAAGCCCCACCACAACCUCAACUCCCACCACAACCUCAAGUCCCACGACCACGUCAGGACCCACCACAACUUCAGUUCCCAUCACAAUGUCUGGCCCAACAACCACGUCGGACACCACCACAACAACAAGUCCCACCACAACAACCUCAAGUCCCACCACCACAACAACAAGCCCCACCACCACAACACCAAGCCCCACCACAACAUUAAGAACCACCACCUCAACAUCAAGCCCCACCACAACCUCAACUCCCACCACAACUUCAAGUCCCACCACCACGUCAGGACCCACCACAACAUCAGUUCCCAUCACAACGUCUGGCCCCACAACGAUUCCCACAACAACCACAAGUCCCACAACGACCUCUAGCCCCUCCACUACAACCUCAAGUCCCACUACCUCUUCAGGCCCCACCACAACAUUUAGAACAACCACCUCAACAUCAAGCCCCACCACAACCUCAACUCCCACCACAACCUCAAGUCCCACCACCAAGUCAGGACCCACCACAACUUCAGCUCCCAUCACAACGUCUGGCCCCACAACCACGUCGGACACCACCACAACCUCAAGUCUCACCACCACAACAUCAAGCCUCACCACCACAACAUCAAGCCCCGCCACCUCAUCAGGCCCCACCACAACAUUAAGUCCCACCACUUCAACAUCAAGCCCCACCACAACCUCAACUCCCAGCACAACAUCAAGCCCCACCACAACCUCAACUCCCACCACAACCUCAAGUCCCACCACCACAACCUCAAGUCUCACCACCACAACCUCAAGUCCCACCACCACAACCUCAAGUCCCACCACCACAACUUCAAGUCCCACCACAACAACCUCAAGUCCCACCACCACAACAACAAGUCCCACCACAACAACCUCAAGUCCCACCACCACAACAACAAGCCCCACCACCACAACACCAAGACCCACCACAACAUCAGUUCCCAUCACAACGUCUGGCCCCACAACCACGUCGGACGCCACCACAACCUCAAGUCUCACCACCACAACAUCAAGCCCCACCACCACAACAUCAAGCCUCACCACCACAACAUCAAGCCCAACAACCACAACCUCAAGUCCCACCACCACAACGUCAAUUCCCACCACAACAACCUCAAGUCCCACAACAACCACAAGUCCCACAACAACCUCUAGCCCCUCCACUACAACCUCAAGUCCCACUACCUCUUCAGGCCCCACCACAACAUUAAGAACCACCACCUCAACAUCAAGCCCCACCAAAACCUCAACUCCCACCACAACCUCAAGUCCCACCACCACGUCAGGACCCACCACAACUUCAGUUCCCAUCACAACGUCUGGCACCACAACCACGUCGGACACCACCACAACCUCAAGUCUCACCACCACAACAUCAAGCCCCACCACCACAACAUCAAGCCCAACCACCACAACCUCAAGUCCCACCACCACAACCUCAAGUCCCACCACCACAACUUCAAGUCCCACCACAACAACCUCAAGUCCCACCACCACAACAACAAGUCCCACCACAACAACCUCAAGUCGCACCACAACAACAUCAAGCCCAACCACCACAACAUCAAGCCCCACCACCACAACAUCCAGCCCCACCACCACGUCACGUGCCACCACCAUGUCAGGCGCCACCACAACCUCAAUCACAUGA